ACACACACACACACACACACACACACACACACACACACUCACACACACACGCACACACACCCACAGUAGGAAAGAUGGCAGAGGCAGAGCGAACAUCUCAACCCAUCAACUUUGUCCAUCAGGAUGAAAUCUGGAAAGCCCAUGUGAACGCAGAAAAGGACCUAGCAGAGGUGUGGCCUAACAAGUGGGGUUUCCUCAGUGACGUCUACAAGGAGUAUGAAAGGGACAGCCUCAACCUGAAGAAAGUAGCCACAAUGGAACUUACCAAACGACCUUUGACUCCCCCAGAAAAAGUAGGCCCCUCCCCUCCAGUGCCAAAGACUAGUCAGGCUGUGAUUGGUUGGCGCUCCGCUCACUCUCACCUGCAUCUGGAAAGGUCCGGCAUGUUGCAUCAUGGGAGACGCAGUUUCAUCAAGGAGCUGGGCUGGCCUCACCAGGCUUGA
Messenger RNA from Nerophis lumbriciformis (worm pipefish), 443 nucleotides. RefSeq names its product ciliary microtubule inner protein 1-like. The record is from RefSeq and is a predicted model, not a curated record. NCBI's taxonomy places the organism in Eukaryota, Metazoa, Chordata, Actinopteri, Syngnathiformes, Syngnathidae.